Molecule: messenger RNA, 1173 nt
Organism: Vigna umbellata (rice bean)
Lineage: Eukaryota; Viridiplantae; Streptophyta; Magnoliopsida; Fabales; Fabaceae
Source: RefSeq, a predicted model, not a curated record
AUGGAUGACAGUGAUAAGGUGAGUGAUUACUUCAACAAAGUAUUGUCAAUAGCUAACCAGAUGAAAGGUUGUGGUGAAACUAUUACUGAUCUCAUGGUAAUUGAGAAGAUUAUGAGAUCACUGCCUCAGAAGUUUGAUCAUAUUGUGGUAGCAAUUGAGGAGUCCAGGGAUCUUGAAAAACUAAAGGAAAGAAAUCCUAUCAAGCCUGAUGAGCAGGCACUGAAGGCACAUCAUAAAAUGGGCGAAGGGAAAACGAAGUUCAAGAAGUGGAAGGGAAAGUCAAGUAAAGGAAAAUGGAAGAAUGAUAAUGGUACAAAUGAGCAAGAUGAAAGNAUGACAAUUAUGAGAUCACUGCCUCAGAAGUUUGAUCAUAUUGUGGUAGCAAUUGAGGAGUCCAGGGAUCUUGAAAAACUAAAGGAAAGAAAUCCUAUCAAGCCUGAUGAGCAGGCACUGAAGGCACAUCAUAAAAUGGGCGAAGGGAAAACGAAGUUCAAGAAGUGGAAGGGAAAGUCAAGUAAAGGAAAAUGGAAGAAUGAUAAUGGUACAAAUGAGCAAGAUGAAAGAAAGUGGUUGGUGAAUUUUGACGAAACCAAGAAGAGCAAAGUCAAGUUCGCAGAAAAUAAUACAUUGAUGGUUGAAGGAAUGGGUGAUGUGAUCAUCAACAGGAAGAAUGGUUCACAAGCUAUAAUUUCCAGCGUGUUAUUCGUUCCUACAAUGAAGUGUAAUCUUCUCAAUGUUGGGCAAUUGGUAGAAAGAGGAUAUAUUGUAAUAACGGGAAACAGUGAUAUAGUUGAGUUGCUUGAUAGCCACAAGAAGCUAAUGUUGACGAGUAAGAUCUCUAAGAACAGGACCUUUCAAGUCAGUCUGGAGGAAAUUGAAAGUCAGCAGUGUUUGGCUACUGUGAAAGAAGAAGAAAGCAACAAAUAUUUUCUGGCUUUUGUUGAUGAGCACAACAAAAUGAUGUGGCUACAUUUGAUCAAGGCAAAGAGUGAAGUCUUGGAGAUGUUCAAGAUAUUUAAAGCUGUUGCAGAAAAGGAGAGUGGGAAGGUGUUGAAAAUUCUCAAAACUGAUGGAGGUGGAGAAUACACCUCACAUACCUUUGAGAGUUAUUGUCAAAGCAAUGGAAUCACGCAUGAAGUCACUGCACUGUAUACGCCACAACACAAUGGCUAG